AUGGCGACCUCGGACGCGGGCGAGAAGAAGAUGCUCAUGCUCAAGUCGUCUGACGGCGAGGAGUUUGACGUGGAGGAGGUGGUCGCAAUGGAAUCGCAGACCAUCCGCCACAUGAUUGAGGAUGACUGCGCUGACAAAGUCAUCCCGAUCCACAACAUCAACUCCGAGAUCCUCUCCAAGGUCAUCGAGUACUGCAACAAACAUGUCCUGGCCAAGCCAGGCAACGUCGCCACUGGAUCCCCUGGUGCCGUUGCGUCUAACACCAUGCCUCCCGCCGCCCUAGCCAAGGACCUCAAGCUCGGGGACGCAGAAUUCAUCAAGGUCAACCAUGCCACCCUCUUCGACCUCAUCCAGGCUGCAAGUUACCUCAAGAUCAAGGGGUUGUUGGACCUGACCUGCCAGACUGUUGCAGACAUGAUUAGGGGCAAAACUCCGGAGGAGAUCCGUAAUUUCUUCAACAUCAAGAAGGACUACUUGCCAGAGGAGGAGGAGAAGAUCCACAUGGAGAACCAAUGGGCAUUUCAGUAGAGGAGAAUCGAGGUCGUGUUAAUGAAUCCUUAGUAUUCACCAUCUCAUCCUUUUGGCUGCACUCUUCAUGUUUUAAUUGGUUGUAAUUGUACUGGAGUCUAUGAG
Molecule: messenger RNA, 633 nt
Organism: Triticum dicoccoides
Lineage: Eukaryota; Viridiplantae; Streptophyta; Magnoliopsida; Poales; Poaceae
Product: SKP1-like protein 1
Exons: 2
Coding region: 1-528 (175 amino acids)
Biological process (GO): ubiquitin-dependent protein catabolic process
Source: RefSeq, a predicted model, not a curated record